This is a messenger RNA of Temnothorax curvispinosus, 1240 nucleotides long. RefSeq names its product acyl-CoA Delta(11) desaturase-like. Gene Ontology annotation, cellular component: endoplasmic reticulum membrane. Lineage: Eukaryota; Metazoa; Arthropoda; Insecta; Hymenoptera; Formicidae. Gene Ontology annotation, molecular function: iron ion binding; stearoyl-CoA 9-desaturase activity. Gene Ontology annotation, biological process: unsaturated fatty acid biosynthetic process. The transcript is spliced from 5 exons. The coding region runs from base 103 to 1173 and encodes 356 amino acids. The record is from RefSeq and is a predicted model, not a curated record.
UCUUCAGUCGUCUGAUUUAAAGAGAGAAGAUGAUAGCCUGCUGUUUGUUGGUAUAGCGUAAAACCGAUUUUUUGGAUUCAGUCCAGCAAUCCGAAAACAAAGAUGGCACCAAAUAUUUCAAGCACGAUGUCCAAAAAUUUCGAGAAAGAUUUCCAGAAAAAGGAAUCUUCAGCUACUAUGAAGAUAAAUACAGACAAUAAAAAUGGCACAUGGAAUGGAACUAAAAUUUAUACAAAGACGAAAGGCUGGUUCAAAACGGAUCUGAAGUGGUUUAAUAUCAUAUCUAUUAGUCUUUUUCAUUUAUACUUUGUCUAUGCCUGUUUUACAUUUAAAUUUCUCGAAAAUCUGAAGACGACCGCUUGGAUAUAUAUUAUGAAUAUAAUGGGAGGAUUAGGCGUCACUGCUGGUGCUCAUCGAUUAUGGACCCACCGAUCUUACAAGGCAAAGUGGCCGCUUAAAAUUAUACUUGUCAUUUGCUACACUUCAGCCGGCAUGAACAACCUUUAUGAGUGGGUGCGAGAUCAUCGGGUGCAUCACAAAUAUACGGAUACGGACGCAGAUCCGCACAAUAGUAAACGAGGAUUCUUUUUCUCUCACGUAGGCUGGUUGAUGAUGAAGAAACAUCCGGAGGUGAUCCAAAGGGGUCUUGAGAUGGAUAUGAACGAUAUAUUGGCCGAUCCUAUCGCCGCAUUUGGUUACAAAUAUCACUCGAUACUCAAAUUUAUCUUCGCCUUCCUGCUUCCGGCAAUGGUGCCUGUGUAUGGAUGGAAUGAGACUUGGUAUAGAGCCUUCGUGUCGCAGAUUAUUCUUCGUUAUAUAUUUUUUUUAAAUUGUGCGUGGACUGUUAACAGUGCGGCUCAUAUCUGGGGCUCAAAGCCAUACGAUGCACACAUGAAUCCAACACAGAACCGAUGGGUCAACAUUAUGACGGGCGGCGAAGGAUGGCACAAUUAUCAUCAUGUCUUCCCGUGGGAUUACAAGGCUUCCGAGUUUGGCAGCUAUUUCAAAUAUAAUAUUACCACAUUAUUCAUCGAUUUAUACGCGAUGAUCGGAUGGGCGUACGAUCUCAAACAACCAUCGCAGGAGCUCGUGAAGACUAUCGCAAUGAAAAAGGGUGACGGGAGCUAUCCCUUAUGGAGUGCCGUGCCAUAUUCAGCCAGUAAAAUUGAAUAACAAAAAUGAUUUACAAUUAGAGUUGUCUUAUCCUCACGAUAGAGAAUUCCUUUAGCUCAAUUAACGA